GGGAAGGGGGGAGGGACUGCAUGACGGGAAGAGGAGAGGGAAGGAGGGAGGCCCCGGUGCAUGGCGGCCGCUAGAGGGCAGACGCCGCCGUCCACCAUGGAGCAGCUGGAGAAGGCGGCGCAGAUUUUGAUGGCACCACCAGAUCUGGUGACAUCAGAACAACGUCAUGAAGCAGAGCAGGUAUUCCUCCAGCUACGCAAUACAAAGAACCCCUUUAACCUGUGUCGUCAGUUGUUAGAAACUUCACAGGUGAGCUAUCUCCUGUUUGAGGCAGCUACACUGUUACGUGUUGGUGUCAUCAGAGAGUGGCGGGAUCUGAGCAAAGAGGACAGCCUGCAGCUGCGGCAGUACAUUGUUCACUAUGUGGUCAACCGACGCAAUAUUCCACACUAUGUCCGGGAGACCCUUGUACAGGUGGUGGGUAUCAUGGUGAAGCGUGGGAGUGUGGAGGAUCAGGGAGAGGACCGUGGACGCCUGCUGACAGAGGUGGAGCAACUUGUCUCCUCUGGUGACAACACAAUGAGGAUGAUAGGUUGCAGCAUCAUCAGUGCCCUCAUGCAGGAGUAUGCUGUGACUGUCAAGUCCACAGAUGUAGGCCUCACCUGGGAGACGCACUUCAAAGCCAAGAAGCAGUUUGAGGGAACAGAUCUAAGGCGGAUUUUUCACUUCAUAGUGAACUUGCUGGGAGAGGUGGUGAAAGUGGAGGGCAAGAUGAGUGAGGAACUGUCCGCACUGUUGCUGAAGCUGUUGGUCAUAGCAGAGACUACCCUCACCUGGUCCUUCAUCUCUCUGCAACUGCCCAAGCGUCUGAUGAGUGUGUUUGAGCAAGACCAGAACCCUUCGCUGCGCCCAGGGCAGCAGUGGCGGGAGACCUUCCUGGAUCCAGCUAUUGUUCAACUCUUCUUCAAGCUAUACUGGCGGGUGCGUGAGGACUGGAACUUGGGUCAUCGUGCUCUGAACUGCCUAGUACAGCUGGCAUCUCUCAAUGGAGCUGUCCUCAUCAACAGGCAGGUCCGCAUCAAGUACCUGUCACAGUACCUGGAAUGUCUCUUCUCUCUACUUUCAAGCAUAGAGAUCACUGAGGUGGAGGCACUGGGGGUGAGCAACAUCUUCAGGAAGUUGUUGCUGUUCUUCCCACCAUCAGUGCUUGUGGCGCUGCCUGAAGAGAUGUUACGGCAGCUGGUGGACAACCUCACUGCCCUCACUCUCAAAUUUGCCCAGGGAGCUGCUCAUGAGGAAAUGCUGGAUCAUGAGGACCAGUUGUACAUGGAGGCCUUUGAGCAGAUGCUGCAGUCCUGGGUGUGCAUCCUGCAGGAGAGCAGCAGUUGUAACAGUUCCCAGGUGAAGCAAAGUGCCACCCUCAUCUUUGACACCUACCUCAAGUGUCACUUGGCACCUCCAGAUGGUUCAAGAGUAGCAGUGGAUGCAGAUGAAAUCUCUGAGACAGUACAGACAGACCGUGUGGCCUUCAAGGAGCAGCUAGUCCUCAUCGGCCUGUGUGGGAGGCAGGCUCCUGAAUACAGUGUGCCUCUGUUGACCCAACUGCUGGAGGACCGCAUUAGCCGCAUGCGUGCACAGCUAACCCACAUCCACACCAACAACCUCACCAUCGCCCAGAACACACAGCUCGACCAACUGUAUGAAGACAUACAUUGGCUUCUUCUUAUAGCCGGCCAUGUCACCACUAUGGACAAUGAAGGGGAGACUGCUCUCAUCCCAGCUGAAAUGGUGACCUACACUGUCAAUGCUGCACCCACUGUUAACCUGGAGGCCACCCUGAGGCUCCUGGCCACCCCUGCACAGAUGCCAAGUGAGGUGCCCAACAGUGCUGCUGCUGAUCCUCUCAUAAGGCUGAUGAGUAUGGUGAUGAGGUUGUGUGAGACGGAAUCCCAAGCCCUGAAGGCCAAUUUGGGUCACCUGCUCAGCCCUGAGGUGUCGUCAUCACUCAUGUGGUUCCUCAGGCGGUUUUGUCUCUCAUACCUGUUGCCUGAUGAAUCUUUCUACACUGAGCUGAGUGUGGCACUGACCUCGGCAUUUGGGCGAGAUUCUGAGGGUGCAGCAUGGACCCUCAAUUAUUUGCUGUCUGUGGUGGAGCAGAUGCUACGACUUCGCAGUGCUGAGCCAAACCUUGUGGAGGACACUGUCAACCUACUAGUAACCAUGGUGGAUAGCAAGGAGAGGGGACAGUACUUAGUAAAGACAGAAGGCCUGAUGGAGCUUGUGGCGCUGCAACAGAGUGGCACACUAGGGGCACUCUCUUCCAUGGCUCAGCGGGGACUGAUGCAGGGGCUAGUGAUGUGUGCAGCUGCUAUUGGAGAUCCUGAUGCUCGCACACAGUUCUGGUCACAUGUGCUGGACCCACCUGUUACUUCUUUCAAGCAACUCAUGGCCUCAGAAACCUUUACCAAGCAGUACCAGCAGGAAGAUUUAAAGAAACAAGUGCUGUACCACAUUGAUAAUUUUAUCGGUGCUGUGCAAGGCUGCCUCAUGCCCACUGCCCAGUGCCUCUUCUCUUGGUUGGUGGGUGUGCUUGGAGACAGUGUGCGGCUUCUAGAUCUUUAUCACAACUAUCCUACUGUGGUGGAGACAGUGCUGGAGCUCUUUGUGGAGUGUGGCCGUCGCAUGUUGUGCUAUCUGACACCAAGUGCCAGUAAGCAGCUGUAUGAGGCUUCAGUUCAUCUGGUGGGGACGUAUGCGAAGCACAACAUUGGGAGGCGCACUCUUGAGGCUCGGGGUGAAGAGGACCAGUGGAGAGAUCUGCAGCUGCUUAUGGAACUACUCACUUCCCUUCUCUCCAAGGACUUCAUCGAUCUGGCACCAUCGGGUCAUGGGGAGGAUCAGGAAGUGGUGGCAGCAGCAGACGUGUGUCUUUUUGGCCUCAACAUCAUCAUGCCACUCAUGUCCCGGGAUCUGCUCAAAUUGCCUUCUCUGUGCUCCCAGUAUUUCAAAAUGGUGACCUUCAUUGCUGAGAUCUAUCCUAGCAAGGUCUGCAUGCUGCCUGAGGAGCUCAUGAAGAACCUUCUAGCAUCCAUUGAGUUGGGCCUCACCAGUUUUGGCGCUGAUGUAGGAACAUUGUCCUUUGACUUCCUUGUGGUGCUUGGCUCUUACAUCCACAAAAACUGUGGUCCAGAGCUGCCUGUGCGGCAGGGGCUGCGGCCUUUUCUCAAGCUUGUCCUGGACUUGAUAUUGUCACAGCAGAUCAAUUCUGACCUAUUGCAAGCAGCAUCAGCAGCACUCUACACACUUAUCUGCUGCUUCCAGGCGGAGUAUCAGGAGUUGGUCCAAACUUUGCUGCACAGCCAGACAGACCCCACCACAGGGCAACGUCUGGCAGAAUCUUUCACACAGCUCACCACAAACGUAGAGCUCACUGCAGAUCGCAUCAACCGGAUCAAGUUCAGGGACAAUUUUGAGAAAUUUAUUGCCAACGUCAGAGGCUUCUUACUCGUUAAGUAGAUCAUUGAGUGAUAUGUAAAUAUUUUAAAGUGGAGGAGCCCAUGACUAAUGUUCAGUAUAAAGUUUUAUAUUGUAAACUUUAUAGAAAAUCCUUUCUUGAGUUUCUCUCUCUCUCUCUCUCUCUCUCUCUCUCUCUCUCUCUCUCUCUCUCUCUCUCUCUCUCUCUCUCUCUCUCUCUCUCUCUCUCUCUCUCUCUCUCUCUCUCUCUCUCUCUCUCUCUCUCUCUCUCUCUCUCUCUCUCUCUCUCUCUCUCUCUCUCUCUCUCUCUCUCUCUGUAUACAUCUUACAGAGUUUCCUAGUGCUGUGAUGUAUCACUUGUAAAAAGAACUAUUGAUGAGCUUCACAAAUACUGGAUAUCACGUCUGUACAGCAGGUGGAGGCUGGGCACUGGGGUCCCAGACAUGGAGCACCGGCAAGGAAGCACUGGCAAGAUUCACACACAAUUUCAUUAUGAGUAGAAUUUUUAUAUAAAAGACCUUGAAGCUUAAUUUAGAUUUUUAGAAAAGUUGGUUCAGAUCCGGUCAUUGUGGCCUUCCUCAAGCUAAUUUCUUGUGUUGCGUCCACUGCAGGUUCCUAGAUGGUGAGAAGUUGUGUUGCAUUUUAUAAUGUCUCGGUGCAGUGAGGGGUGGCCUCACACCUCAGUUAAGAUACUUUGAUCUCGUUUCAGUAGCUUAGCUGUAGAUGUUAGCUUGAAUUUUUAAUGUUUUCAUGGCCCUGAGGCAUUGUAGGUAAGGCUGGCAGCAUUUGCACUGCCUAUUGGAGUGAUUCAUUGGCAAUGCAGGGUUAUCCUAGGUAGUGGACAGUCUUGCCUUCCUUUCCUUCUAAGGAAGUUAAUAAUGUUUUUUUACAUUUCCUAAAGUUUGUAUCCAUAGCAAGCAACUGUAGUCCUCUCCCAGUGGACCUGGGACAGCCGAGGCCUGGAGCACUGCUGGCUGGGACAGUGGAGUGUUCUGAGUAGUGCUGAGCCGGAAACAGUGUGAGUGCACAAGAUGUGCAAGUUGUGUGGAAGGAACACACAGCAGCCUUGGGAUGCCACCAAGUGUUAGCCUGACUUGUUGCUUUAGGACCAGGACUCCAACCAACCAAUGGCUGUGUUAUUAUUCAAAACUAUCGCACUAAGUCCAUUAUUCAUUUUUCAUAAUUAUAUCUUAACUGCACACGUUUUUCAUCUCUCAUAGAUAGGGAUAAGCCAGUAUGUAGUCGUCAUGUCAGCUUUGUAUAUAGAUUAUUUAAGAUACAGGUAUUGUACUCCAGUAAGGCAUCAUAAUGAAUGUUAUGUGUAAGUUAUGUCGUGGUAGUUAUUGCAGCAGGAACCUGUGACUGGUGCUGCCUUCUGGUUCCAGCUACUCCUGCAAAAAGCAUAAUUCUUAUAUUUUCACAUUUUAAUUAUAAUAUUUGACUAAUAUCAUUAAUGUGUCACGGAAUAUAAAGUUAGUACAAUUUGUUGUUUAGAUGGAUCAGCUAAAGAACAGCUACUUUAGGUACAUUGCUGUGGCUGAACUGCACCAGUGCUGCAACAACUCUUGGUCUAUAUCAGUGCUGUUUCAGAAAACCUUACUUGCUCAGGUUAUGAGUUCUUGUUUUUGCAUUUGUGCAUAAUUCUUGGACUAACAUAAGUCAAGUUUCCAGCACUCACAAAUUAUCAUGACUGAUUGUUGGUGGCAUUAUAUGCUCACAUUAUCCUGGGAAGCACUUUUUACCACAAAUAAUCUGCCAUUUGCAUGGAAAUCAACUUGUUCAUAGAAGUGUUGCAAGGAUGCAGUUCUUGUUCAUAUCAAAGUGUGAUCUAACUUGACCUGAUUUAGAAUCAUCAUUCCAUCACUAUGGCAGAUUUUGAAGACCACUUCACCUUGCUCCCAAUUUGCACAUCUUUGCUUUACACAGCUGCAGACAUAACACAUAUUCCAUUCUAUAGUGUCCCCCCUUGCCACUUCAUACAUCAAGAAAAAUCUGUUUGUCACUGGCUCUACUGCAGUCUUUCAUUGAUUAUCUUUGCAUAGUCCUCUGUAACACACCAUCUUAUGUUUGUGUGGUGAAUUAACUUGUUAAGGAUCCUGGGAAAUAUUUCCAGGCAGAAAUUUGAGGUAUUAAGUAAUACUUGACACAUUAAUUACUGCUGCUGGUGCUGUCUCUGCAGAAUUGCUGAAUGAAAGUUACUAAAUUUAAUUCUUGUGAGUGUGAGCUUGAAAUAUCCAAUUUUUGAAAAUGUGCAGUUUUUAUUCUGCAUUGGUCAAACUAACUAAAAGGUGGAAACUGAACUACCUGUGACACAGAUGGUGAUGAGCUCAUCAUGGCAAUGUUUUAAGGAUCUAACAUGCAGCUUGGCUGCAGCAUGCAUUUAGUUCACAUGGUAUUUUUACUUUCCUUAAAUAUAUAUAUAUAUAUAUAUAUAUAUAUAUAUAUAUAUAUAUAUAUAUAUAUAUAUAUAUAUAUAUAUAUAUAUAUAUAUAUAUAUAUAUAUAUAAUUUUCCAGUCUCAGUUAUUGAAAAUCUAAGCAUUUGGCUGGUUUGGAACCUAAGACCUGCAACUGCCCUGAGUCACUUAGUGCUGCAUCAUAACCUGGUCAUUUUCAUGUCAAGUUAUUCAUGAGUAUGAAAGCACAGUGACUGGUGCUAAGGGAUGGUGUGAAGACAUCAGGAGGGUAAAUUUUUUUGUGUGAGACUAUUGAGCACAAGACCUGUGUUUUGAGGAUGAAAAUAGGAAUUGCAUAGGCAGACACUGUGGUGAGGAUAUUUGGCAGCAUCACCCACAGAAUAAUAGGCAAGUCAAGAAUAGAAAAUAUUAAUUCUUUUCCCCCAAAAAAGUUAACUUUGUUGUCACUCAUUCCUAGCAUAUAAGUUGUUUUAUUCUAAUGAGGCCUAAGAAGAGACUUGGUAUUGUGUAAGAAAGGUGUUGAGGGGGCUGCCCUGUGGCCCACUUUACUCCCACACACUAAAGCUUUAUAUAAUUUUAACAGAAGUGCUAGAACUUUGAAAUAUAAGGAUAAUUCUAAUAAUUGUCACAAACUAAUUGGAUCAAACUCAAGUCAUUAACAUAAUGUCAACUUAAUGAUCAUUCUUGUUAGUUGUGGUCAGCCUGAUUCAGUAGUGCUUCAGACAAAGCCUCACUGUACAGCAACUCCAAGAUUCAUAUCACAUUGAAUUUUUAAGCUAGUGUUUGCAGCUUCUCCAUUGUAGGUUGAUGUGUUGGUGUAUACAGUGUAGAAAAUAUAAUUUUCAUUGUAUCAUGAACUACUGAAGGUAAAGAACUUUAUUUUUUUAUUUUAAGUUGACUUUUAUAUUAAUUGUAUGUAUGUUGAAGGAGUAACAGUAUUAGAUUAGUCUGUAAUGAGGUGCUUGUGUCUAAAUCAGUAUCUUUGUAUACAGUCAAGUCCAUAGUAGCCUUCUCUGACCAUACAUGAGGAGUACAAGGCAAGGACCACUAGUGAGAAGCAAGGAACCUCUCCCUAAUGGGAGUUGGGCUUAUCCCAUGCAACAACGCACUUUAUCUGGUUGUGACAAUCCAUAAUACCGUCCUUCCUUCUGUGUCUCACAUCCCCUUGCAUUAACCAGUAAGCUAAGAUGUGGCUUUCUGUGUAAAAUUUGCUGCUGUGUGCUGGAUGUCUUUUCAAGACAAGCAAAAAUAGGAGGGCAUUAAGUGCGUCGAAUGUUAAAUGUUAUGUUGUGUUGUUUUGACGCCAAGGAAUCUCCCUUAGCAGAAAGAUUUAUGUAUUUAUGUAUUUAUUUAUUUAUAAUUUGUAUGGUCAACCUAUGUAAAGGUUGUAGUGGAGAAAAGUCAGGAAGUUUUUUGACUGAAAAACUGCGCCACUGUAUUUUUCACACGUGACAUCUUUAAGUAUUUGGUCAGAUGAAAAGUUGCAUGCAUGUGUGGAAGUGCGAGUGCAUGGCUGUGUGUGGGUGUCAGGUGGUCCUCCCAGGCACUGCGGGAGACAGCGCUAGUGAAAAAUAUUCCUGAGUGCUGUAAGUACAACUAUCUCUUAAUAGAGCUUAUGAAACCUGUCAUGCACUUGAUUAAUUGACUUACCUUUUCCAUCCUUUAUUACAAAUAAAAAAAAAGUUUUCAGUUGUAGCUUUCGGAGCCUAGACAAUCUAGUUUUAAAGGAUAGUAAAUCAGUUGGUGGUGCCUGGUCUCUUCCAGAAAGGAGAGUUGGUGACCUACACUACUAUAUACCAUCUUUGUAUUCUUUCUCUAUUGUCUGUAUUCUCUCCAAGGAUAAGACAGCUGGAGACCCACUCACCCUUGUCCAUUUUUCAUAUUCUCCAAGUGGAGGAGAUUCACAGGUUUAAUUUACUGCUUUGAGGCAGCUGCCUUUUUGUGUUUGGUUUGCAACUGGUAUGGUACUUAGUUAAACUGGGAAAGUCCAGUUGUGGGAGUACUCAGACUUGUCUAGAAGUUGGUGUACCUAAUGUUUUCUGUGAAUCUUGGGAAUAUUACUUGUUCCCAUAGUGUUCUGGUAUCUGGGCACUUCAGGAUCCUUUUCUAGGCAUUGAGAAAUCCUUGACAUCUUAUUUGUGAGCCUGGAUGUGAAUAGCUAUGUUGUGAAGUGACAGUUGAUACAGUAACCACUGGGUUUGGUUUUGGUUUACUGAAAAUUCCCAGCCCAACUAGCCACUGAGCAUUGGUUGUUGCUAAUAUAACCAUGGCCUAAAUUUGGGCUUGCUGUGGUCACAAUUAUCUCAAUACUCUAAGCUCAUUGUUAAUAUGGAGAUUUUUGGAGUUACCUAAUGCUGGGGUGGAGGCACCAGGCCCUCUACCCUGGCCUCAGACACCCAUUCAUAGCCUGACAAAUUUUGUUUGUCCUAUUCCUUUUUCAUACUUGCUUUUAUAAUUAUUAGAUGAAAACUAUAUUCUCUUUUACAAAACACUGCAAAAUGAAUUUAUCAUAAAUGAGCAGAGGUGAACAUAACUGGGGUUCAAGCUUGGAUCUGACAAGCUGAACCUCAGGUACCUCACGGCCAGUCCUGCUUUGUCUUGUGGUUGUGCAUCAUGCCACAUGACAUUGUUCCCACUCCUUUCCUCAUCCAUUAACCCUCAGUCUCCUUACAUUUUUUUCUAUGGGGUGAGACCAUCAGAGGCAUGCCUAUGGGAUGCGAGGUUAACCUUGAGUUCAGUCAUUAAUGGUCUGGAGUGUCAUGUGCAUGAGAGAACCCUUCUCUUUUACUCCCCUUACUUCUUGUGGAGGCUCUGAGGGGCUAACAGUUUACUUUCCCUACUAUACUGUGGGGUUAACAUGCUCUGGGACCUCCCCUCUGCAACCUGAAUGGUCUCAUCCUCCUCACAUUCCUGUCAAUCCAUUACUCCCCAUCAUCUUUCUCUAACUUUGAUCCAAUGAUUUUUCCUCAAACUGGAGUCAUUACUUGAAAAUCCUUGCUACUGGCCCUUACACACAUCAAGCGCAUGGACAUGAUCUUUGCAAUUCUGCUUUCCUUUUAUCACCCGUAAGUUGUGUAUUUACAAGAACUUCUUGUAAUCUUUACCACAGAACCUACAUGCUGUUUUUCUUGGUGUUACAUGUUAUUCUUCUCUGGAGAUUACUUAAUUUUAUAUUCAGAUUUCCAAUGUUCCCUCAGCCACUUCCUCUCUGUCAAUACUACUCAUCCCUUGGUCCAAGAAAUCUAAUUGUAGAUAUUUUUCUUUAUCCAGAUGAAAUACAUGGGCAAACAGCCUUAGCAUGCCUCUGUAUUGGCCACACUUAACUUACUCAUCUUUACCUCAUGACAUAUUACUCUACACUACCAUGACCAAAUUGUAGCACCCCACUGACUCUUACUCAUUUACUUGCUAAUUACUGUGAAGGCACUGCCUCCCAUACUCAUACUUUUCCCUGUUUGUAACAUCUCUGCCCUUCACUCCUUCCUCUAUAGUACCAACUUCCUAUCUAAUCUCCAAACCCCAUCCACCUUUUCUCUAAGAUUUUUUAUCCUAUCCCUUCAUUUAUGUAACUUAGUACCAUAUGGUCUUUGAUGCCUAGUACUAGAUUCUUCCAUUAAUCACUCGAUCAAUUGUCCCAAUAUAUUUAUUUCCCUGCCAUUCUCUUCUGAAGUUAUGCUGCAGAAUCAUGUUAUAGCCAUUCUCCUUGUGGAGUGUUCUUUGGAACAGAUUUCAGAUAUAUUAAAUAUAAAACCAAUUGGAAGAAUGUCCAUUGGUAGGCAUAAUGGUGAUACUUAGUUAAAUGCUCAUUGGGGCAUAACUGCCUAUAUAUACAAGCUACAAAAUUCCUUAUGCAGUAGUACCUCCUUUUAUGAGUGCCCAAACUUAGGAGUUUUUCAAGAUAUGAGCUGUUGCUUCAUUGAUUUUUUUACUUAGAGUUGCAAGCCAAAAUCCAAGGUAAUGAGCAAGCUUCAGCUACGCCACUGGUAGUUGGCACAGUGAGUGCCACAUCUGUCUCACUCAUUCACUUCACUUGUUUUUAUACAUUUGUUAUUUAUAAAUACAUUUUCUUAAAGUAAACCCUCUAUAUAAUAAACACAUAUGGGGAGAGAGAGAGAUGAAUUGUGGCUGAUGAAUUGUGACCCUGAUGAUUUGAUUUGAUUCUCUCUCUCUCUCUCUGAUAAAUUAAUACACCACAUACACAGAGACAGAGGGUUGUGGUUGUGUGUCUCAGCUGGUGACCUUGACAAUGGUUGAUGAUGCAAUGCUCUCUCUCUCUCUUUCCCUCUCAGAUAAGUGAACACAGAGAGAGAGAGAGAGAGAGAGAGAGAGAGAGAAUCAUCAACCAUUGUCAAGGUCACUCACUGGCUGUCACACAGCCACAAUUCAUCUCUCAAACAUGCAGUUGACUGUGUGUCAGCCAACUCUCCUGCAUUUUAAGACCUAGGACAUUCAUAAAAUAAAGCAAGCAUUCCAUAAUUUUGAAGUAUGCCAUAAAUUGUGAACAGUUCCAUAAAAUAAAAUUAGUGUUCAAUAGCCUUAAAGGGGCCGUUAUACCAGAAAUUUGAUAAACAGGUUUGUUAUAUCAUCAGUUUACUGUAUUUAAAAACAUAUAACAAAAAAAAAUUGGGCUGUUGUAAGAAAUUAAUGGCAUUUCAAAUCAUUUCAGCGGGGAAAAUUGAUUUGAAAUAAAUGAGCAAAUUGAAUUAUGAGUUCUGUCACGGAAUGAAUUAAACUCAUAAGUUGAGGUACCACUAUUUUCAUAGCAUCAUCAAGCUACAAAGGAAGUUACUAUUACUUUAAUUUCGACAUGCAAAUACUUACAUAAGCUGGGCUUUUAUGAAACACUUAAGCAUUAUGUAUAUACUUUAUUUUCAUAUCUAAAUAUAUAUAUAUAUAUAUAUAUAGAGAGAGAGAGAGAGAGAGAGAGAGAGAGAGAGAGAGAGAGAGAGAGAGAGAGAGAGAGAGAGAGAGA
Molecule: messenger RNA, 10801 nt
Organism: Scylla paramamosain (green mud crab)
Lineage: Eukaryota; Metazoa; Arthropoda; Malacostraca; Decapoda; Portunidae
Product: exportin-4-like
Exons: 23
Coding region: 61-3456 (1131 amino acids)
Biological process (GO): protein export from nucleus
Cellular component (GO): nuclear pore; cytoplasm
Molecular function (GO): small GTPase binding; nuclear export signal receptor activity
Source: RefSeq, a predicted model, not a curated record